AUGGCCACGGGAACCCAGGGGCACCUUGACCACAUUCCAGAUAAAGCCAGGCUCGCGGAGGCCACAGGGAGGUGCAAGAGAGCGGAAGGGAGCAAGCCCAGGAAGAACUUUCCCUGUCAGCUGUGUGAGAAGGCCUUCAACAGCGUGGAGAAACUAAAGGUGCACUCGUACUCACACACGGGAGAUAGACCGUACCGGUGCUCCCACCAGGACUGCACCAAAGCCUUUGUCUCCAAAUACAAGCUGCUACGGUAACAGAACAGGCGCCCGUUAUCUUCUAGUAGGCCAUUCUGUAUUGAUCUGUAUGUACAACACUUACUGUAAUAUGUAGUUGUUAUCUUUAGUAGUCUAUCAUUGUAUACAUUCAUGGAUUAUUGAAGUUUUAAGAUCAUACAUAUCUGUCCUGACUAGCAUGCCUACAUAAGCACUAGGGCUGUGACGAUACCAGUAUCUCAAUAUUUUUUCCAUGGCAAUAAUGAAAACAUGAAGCAGAUCAAACUCUUUGGUCCUUUAAAAACCUGCUGUAAAAUAUUGUGUGCUAUAGCUUGGACAUUUUUUUUAUGUGACUCUGGAGGACUACAUAAUGAUGUUUGUUUCCAACAUUAGGGCUGUUUUCCUAAAGAAGUGAAUACCGCUUCGUGUUUUGUUUCCUUGCCACGAUACUGACGAGUAUCGCGAUACUGGUAUCGUCCUGGCCCUAAUAAGCAGAAAUAAUUAUUGGUGAAAUAUUAAGUGUUGAUUGAAUGUCAUCUGUGUUCAAAGGCAUAUGGCGACACACUCUCCGGAGAAAACCCACAAGUGUACGUACUGUGAGAAAAUGUUCCACCGCAAGGAUCACUUAAAGAACCACCUGCACACUCACGACCCCAACAAGGAGGCCUUCGCCUGCCAGGAAUGCAGCAAGAGCUACAACACCAAGCUGGGCUUCAAGCGCCACCUGGCCCUGCAUGCGGCCAACAGCGGAGACCUCACCUGCCAGGUGUGCCUGCAGCCAUUCGCAAACACAGGCCUGCUCCUGGAGCACCUCAAGACCCACGCCGGCAAGUCCUCGGCUGGCACCAAAGAGAAGAAGCACAGGUGCGAGCAUUGCGAGCGCCGCUUCAUCACACGCAAGGACGUGCGGCGCCACAUGGUGGUGCACACAGGCCGCAAGGACUUCCUGUGCCAGUACUGCGCCCAGAGAUUCGGCCGGAAGGACCACCUGACGCGCCAUGUGAAAAAGAGCCACGCCCGCGAGCUGCUGAGGGUCAAGAUGGAGCCGGACGAUUCGCUGGACUCCUCCUUCUCCUGCGGGAUGGCUGGAGGUGUCAAGGGCGAGCUGGCCACCAUGUCGGCGCCGCACAGGCAGCUCCAGCUCAACCUCUACGACGGCCCUCUCCUGCCCCAGCACCACUGCCCCACCAUGCCCCCCCUGGACAUAGAGCCCAAUACCCCACACCCCUUCUCCCUAAAGUACCAGCUGGGCUCCAACCUUACCUCAUACUCCAUCUCCACCCUGGAGAGGGAGCAGAAUCUAAAGGGAGAACUGGAGACGUAUCUGAUGGAACUGCAGAGCGGCAUGCCUUCCUGGGCUGAGGGGGCUCAGCUAUCCUCCGCCUCCAAACUGGAGUUGGACUCACAGGUGGUCUCGUUGGAUGAGACCUCGCCCGACGAGGUGUCUCUGUCCAAAAUCGUGGCAGUGAGCGAGUCGCUGGCCUCCUCGUCGUUGCUCGACUUCUCACAGCUCUUCAACUUCCUGCCUUUGAAUGGCCCCCCGUAUGGGCACCAGGCGGCAGCCGGCGGGGGUUUAGGAAGAGUCCCCUACCAGCCAGAGGAGGCGCUGUCUGUCGUCCAGCUGCCGCCCCAGCCCCCGGAUUCCCACGAGGCAGCGGGAAGCGGGGGGGGUAUCAGCCCCCUCCACAGCCACUCCUCCUCUUAUACCUCAAACCUG
This is a messenger RNA of Coregonus sp. 'balchen', 1930 nucleotides long. NCBI's taxonomy places the organism in Eukaryota, Metazoa, Chordata, Actinopteri, Salmoniformes, Salmonidae. The record is from the annotation of a GenBank genome assembly.